Molecule: messenger RNA, 1948 nt
Organism: Lolium rigidum
Lineage: Eukaryota; Viridiplantae; Streptophyta; Magnoliopsida; Poales; Poaceae
Exons: 6
Coding region: 5-1600 (531 amino acids)
Source: RefSeq, a predicted model, not a curated record
AGCCAUGGGCGCAUCCUCCUCCACCGACAACCCCGCCGCCGCGGAGGCGCGCGAGCAGGAGUCCCUCGCCGCCGCCUCGCUCCCGCUCCCGCUCCUCCGCGCCGUCUUCUCCUCCCACUCCUCCGACCUCCCCUCCACCCUCUCCUUCCCGCCCGCCACCUUCCACUCCCCGCCGGACCACUUCCACGACCUCCUCGCCGCCCUCGGCCCCACCAUCGCCUCCCUCUUCUUCUCCCCCACCGCCUCCACCUCCUCCUCCGAGGACUGGCUCGGCUUCCUCAAAGGCUUCAACGCCUGCUGCGCGCGCGCCCGGGCCUCGCUCCCGCUCGCGCACCUCCUCCGCGUCUACGCCGCCGCCUGCGCCGCCGCCGGGGCGCCCUGCGGCGUGCGCUUCCAGCCCGACGACGACGACGGGAAGGUCGUGGGCGAGCUCGCGCCCGCGGAGAUCGCCGCGCUGCUCUCCAUGUGCUGGGCCAUGGCCUGGAGCGGCUCGGCCACGACCCCGAGGGGCGCGGACGAAGGGGCGGAGAAGGAGCCCGUGCUGCUCCCGGAUGUGUCGAGCCUCGUGCUGUCCGCGCUCGUGUCCGCCGGCGCCGUCGCGGACGACGCGGCCGUCUGGGGCUGGGACGUCUCCGCUGCUGCUGCGGAUGGGAAGGGGGUGUCGGCGCAGGAGUUCACGUCCUGGGUCAUCUCCACGGUGCCCGGGCUCGGCAGCUGCCUCUCGCGGUACGUGCAGGACAGGUUCCGCUCCUGCCAGGCUGAUCCUGUGAAGGGCAUAUCUGUUUCAGCUGGCAACACAACUUCUGAUGCUUCAGAUGUGUAUCUAUUAACACGUGGGAGGGCAUGGGCAAUCUCUCUCAGUGUCAGGAACGCAUUGAGCGAGAAGUUCUUGUCAGCAUCUGUGAUUGGAAUGGACACAGAAGACCUUCUUUACAGGUCAUCGGCUCACGGAAGAGGUCUGAGCCGGUUUUGGUCUUGUGUUGAGGGGUACAAAGGACCAGCGCUAAUUCUACUCUCAGCAUUCUCAAAUGCUGGUGGUGAGAAUGUUGAUGCUGAUCAAAGAUGGGGAAUUGGUGUAUUAACUGAGCAGGGAUUCGAGAACAAAGACACUUUCUAUGGCAGCUCUGGGUUCCUGUGCGCCACAUAUCCAAUUUUCCGCAUUCUUCUGCCAUCUGGCACGGAGAAGAACAUCAUGUAUUGCCACUUACAUACUCAGUUAAAGACUUAUGAGGCAAAGCCAAAGCCUCUUGGCCUAGCAUUCGGUGGAUCAAUUGGAAAUGAGAGGAUCUUUAUAGAUGAAGACUUUUCUAAAGUUACAGUUCGCCAUCACGCUGUUGACAAGACUUACCAACAUGGUUCUCUCAUUCCCAAUCAGGGUUAUUUACCUGUUGUGGCCUCAAUACUUGAUGUGGAAGUGUGGGGACUUGGUGGACAAACAACAAAGCACCAACAAGACGUGUACAAGAAGAGAGAGGAUAUUUUCUCAGGGCAGCGAAGAAAGAUUGAUCUCGCAGCUUUUGGCAACUGGGAGGACUCUCCAGAGAAAAUGAUGAUGGACAUGGUUUCUGACCCAAACAGGAAUCAGCGGGAAGAACGUUGAUUUACUUUGACUGCGAGUUCAUUUGCUUGUGUUCAGCAGCUGCCCAUACAGAACUGGACUUGGAAAUGGACAAUAUUGAUACUCCAUGUCCUUUUGAUGUAUAGAGAAGUCGGUGCAUGUAUUGGCCCAUUUGAUGGAUGUCAUUUUGUGGGGCCACUCGUAGUUUAGGUUUUGAAUUGAACAAAGGGCUUGUACAGCGCACAAUGGCUAUAAUAGCAUCGAGUUUCGUUCUUAUCUUCCCUUUUGUUAUACGGGAACCAAGAGCAAACAAUUGUAUAUCUCUAUGUACAAUAGAUAAUUGUCAUGUGUACCAGAAUGUCAUAUACAAGAUCACUGUUAUGUACCUUA